Molecule: messenger RNA, 1220 nt
Organism: Oncorhynchus gorbuscha (pink salmon)
Lineage: Eukaryota; Metazoa; Chordata; Actinopteri; Salmoniformes; Salmonidae
Product: VPS10 domain-containing receptor SorCS1-like
Exons: 6
Coding region: 606-1220 (204 amino acids)
Source: RefSeq, a predicted model, not a curated record
UUAAUAGAGAUUGGAAUAAAGUAAAUUAUUACUUUUUUUUGUAGCCUACUUUUACGUUGAUUGUCAUGAUCUGAGAUGGACAUGCCCAUCUGAUGCCCCUGCUUGAACUUAACUCUGUGUGCCUGGCUUCUGAUCUCCGCUCAUAUCCAGCUAAAUGCCAAGGCGGAGAUAAUUUACGCAUUGUGACCGUCGCCGGUCCAGCUACACCUGGAGGAAUUACAACUGGAUACCCGUACGCAUAGAGCUGGGUCCGAGAUGGGUGACAAGCUUUGGAACUAGUCCGGGUGGAGUACUAACCAAUUACUUGAGUACUAAGCGACACCCAACAUGCAGGUGUUUACGAGGAUGACACGAGGUUCACUGACGAUGGAGUUACAGUAAAAGUCGCUCUGGAAGAUUCAUCUGGACUUAGUGAAAACGAGAGAGCGAAGCGGUCCCGAACUCCCGAGUAUAGCGUGUCUGAGGACUGAUGGCCCCGACUUGGAAGGAGAGACCUCGGAUGAGCGAAGGAGUCCUGGUCCGUUACUGGACGGAAAGACUGGGCCGAUUCAAGUGGAACACGAGGAGAGGAGAGGGACUUCCAGAGGAGAAGCCUCAGGCAUCAGAUGAGAUUAUCCCAAACUAACCAGCACUACUUUCGCCUUGACGGGGGACACAAUCAUGCAGUGGUUUGCUGUUUGGGACAAAACCGCAGUUUGUUCCUGAAUCUGACCAAACUCAAGGACUUUCACCUGGGGAGUGUUACAGAGAGCACCUUGUGGAGAUCAACAGACUGUGACUCCACCUAUGAGAGGAUGAAUGACAAAGUGGGAUCUAAGACUGUGCUGAGUUACCUGUAUGUCUGUCCAUCCAACAAGAGAAAGAUAGUGGUGCUGACAGACCCUGAGUUUGAGAGCAGUGUGCUCGUCAGCUCGGAUGAAGGAGCGAGCUAUCAGAAAUAUCUUCCUCAGCUUCUACAUCCUAAUCCUUCUGCUCCAUCCAACACAGGAGGACUGGGCUCUAGGCUACAGCCACGACCAGAAGGUAUACAGUAUGUAACAUGCCAGGCUCCAACGUGCUCAGAGUACAACAGAAACUAUCCCUUCCCUGAAUACAUCGACAUCAGCUCACUGGUUGUCCAGGAUGACUAUAUGUUUAUUCAGGACAAUGUCUCGGAUAAAAGCAAGCGACCGAAAACAACGGCGCCGCAGAUGGAGCGGUCGUCUGGUCAGGCUCCGUAG